This is a messenger RNA of Pseudogymnoascus destructans, 1670 nucleotides long. RefSeq lists its product as uncharacterized. Lineage: Eukaryota; Fungi; Ascomycota; Leotiomycetes; Thelebolales; Thelebolaceae. The record is from RefSeq and is a predicted model, not a curated record. The coding region runs from base 75 to 1001 and encodes 308 amino acids. The transcript is spliced from 2 exons.
CCUUUCCCGUCUACAUCUAUCCUCUAAACCAUCAACUCGGUCGACAUUACUUCUACUUCUCAUAAGUAGAAGUAAUGUCGACCUCAUUUGAUGCAGUUGCAAGUAGCAGCGAUGGCUUCACAUCAACUUCACCGCAAUCGCCUUCUGGUGAAACGAAAGCUACCAUAAUGUCACCAACACCUCAUGAAAACCCCCGAUCCAUCGGAGCUCACAAAUUCACCACAAUCCUUAAUGCUCGUAAAGUCAUCGACCAACAAACCGAUCGCCUUCUCGCCGACACCUCACGCCUACAAUACCUCCUCUUUAAACCUGUCAGCGAGUCUCAGUACACUACCAUUGACAACGGCCGCUACGACAGUCGCCAGACCUUCCCAAAAGGCACGCGCCUUACAUACGAUGCUGAUACAAAUUCACUGAUUGUCAAACUAAUGGCUUCAACAAGACACGAAUCGGCCCACCGAUUAGUUGAGUAUAGGAUCCUCUUCAAGCUCGGCGGUUUUGGGAUUCCUUCGUCAGCAUUAAUUCCAUUUGGCGGCGGGAAGUGCAAAGGCAACUCCACUUCGAAACAACCAGACUCUUCAUACAAACCAUCUUUCCGGGGCAUACAUGGGUGGCCAACUGUGGUCGUGGAAUCAGGCUUGUCAGAGUCAUUGACGCAGCUCCGCAGCGACGUCUCGUGGUGGUUCGUCAACUCAGAAGCACAAGUUCACAUCGCUCUUAUAAUCUCCGUACGCCAAGAUGACCGCAGUAUUGUGAUUGAGACGUGGGAGGUGACCCAACCAGAUGAAGCGCGGAUGAUCACGAGAUCGAAUGCCCAGCAAGUCCCAAUCCGAACCCAAGAGAUCUCUAUCUCCGACGUUGCGAUCACAGGGGCGCCGCUGGUGUUGGAGUUUCCAAAGAUCUUUGAGCGUGCGGCUGUUCCACCAGAGGGGGAUGUUGUCUUCUCUGCUCAAGAGCUGAGAAUGUGGGCGGACGAUGUUUGGCAGGAUGAGAUGGCCUGAUCCAAAUUAAAGCCCUGUGGUAACUCGGUCUGGAACAAACUAUCUGCAGCUUCCCUCUCGAUAGGAAGGCUUGAAAUCACACCAAAGUCUAGCCGCACGACUCGGACAGGCCAAGCGCAAGGAGGAUAUGAAUCUAUCGAGACGCCAGUACAAACCCAGAACACCGUCUUCCAAGAUUCUGUUGAACCACCAACCCCAAGACUGGCGCAAGCAGCAAAGACGUAGCCCAUCGAGUAACCUUGUUGCAGGAUUCCCGACAUGAGACCUCUAGCAUCUACGAGACAGUCGCAAUGGCACUCCCAGAGCCAUCGCAGUAGCACUCCCAUAUACACCGCCCAUAAAAAGGCCAAACACGGCCCGUACGGCGAGAAAGUGUGAAAAUUCCCCACUGUACGGAGAUGGUACCGAUUUGUAGGAUCUCGAGGAUGAUCAUGUGCACAACCAGCGGCCAUUUGCGUCCAUAGCGAUCUGAGAAGAGGCCACAGAUGGCCCCGCCGACCGAACGAAGUAAAAGGGUGAGGCUGAUGGUUGUGGUGAGUUGGAGGAGGUGGAGACGAGGGAUCAAAAGACAAAGGAGAUUCCGGCGUAGGUGUUUUGCAUCGGUAAGGGGCUCAGGUUCCACGAUAUGUCUAUUAGCACAUUGAGAGUAUUAAGCAACUGAAUUACAAG